Messenger RNA from Aspergillus fischeri NRRL 181, 534 nucleotides. RefSeq lists its product as uncharacterized. Gene Ontology annotation, molecular function: protein binding. The record is from RefSeq and is a predicted model, not a curated record. Bases 1 to 534 code for a protein of 177 amino acids. The transcript has 2 exons. NCBI's taxonomy places the organism in Eukaryota, Fungi, Ascomycota, Eurotiomycetes, Eurotiales, Aspergillaceae.
AUGUCGGUAUUCCUUGAUCAGAUUCACGACAAGCACGUAGUCCCCGGAGUGAACGUCUGCUUGUCAUUUCUGUGGUAUCUGUCGCAAACGGCCACUGGCAUGAAGUACGCCGAGGUCGUCGUACCUUGGGGGAAGCUUGUCAGAUAUUUGAACGGGAUUGCUCAAUUUCCGUUUGAAGAUAAGCUUGUUGAAGGAGACCAGAUGCCUUGGUCCAACGAUAUAGGAUGGACACCCGAGGACAUUCUGAUUCGUGGACAAAUCUGGAUUCAAUCGUUUUAUCCGCCUGGUUUCUUCGGAGAUUGCCCAACGGAAGAAGAUGAAUGCAACAUACCUCCGGCGACUUUCGAGAAAUCCAGAAGACACAGAUGUCUCUGGCGAGGAGUGAGACUUUCAAGUUUGGAACGAUGGAUUGAGUACGACAGAGACUCGCACAAAUUCUCAAUCACGCCGUUUGCCGAGGAAAUAGAAAACGAAGCCGAAGCCGAGCUUCACAGCCCAUUUGCUGACUAUGGAGAGCAUGAGGAGUCUGAGUGA